ACGGGGAGAGGCUGCCUCUGUCUUGGGGACUAAAGGCAGAAGAAUACACAGAAGUGAGCACCCACCUCCAGUCAGAGAUGGCACCUACUGGCUUGAGCCCGAGGGCCGCUGUCCUCUGUCUCCUGGCCUGGGCCAGUCUGGCCGCUGCUGACCGGGUGUACAUACACCCUUUCCACCUCCUCGUCUACAGUAAGAGCAGCUGUGAGCAGAUGGAAAAGUCCAACAUGGAGACGCCCAAAGAGCUGACCUUCACACCAGUCCCAAUUCAGGCCAAGAUAACCCCUGUGGACGAGGAGGUCCUUCGAGAGCAGCUGGUGCUGGCCACCGAGAAGCUGGAGGAGGAAGAUAGGCUGAGGGCAGCGAAGGUGGGCAUGAUGCUCAACUUCCUGGGCUUCCACAUGUACCGCAUGCUGAGCGAGUCAUGGAGCACAGCCAGCGGGGCCAUCCUGUCCCCAACAGCUCUCUUUGGCACCCUGGCCUCUUUCUAUUUGGGUGCCCUGGACCCCACGGCCAGUAGACUACAGGCGUUCCUGGGCGUCCCCGGGGAGGAUCAGGGCUGCACGUCCCGGCUGGAUGGCCACAAGGUCCUCUCUGCGCUGCAGACCAUCCAGGGCCUUUUGGUCACCCAGGGAGGGGCUAGUGGCCAGUCCAGACUGCUCCUCACCACGGUGGUGGGCCUGUUCGCGGCCCCUGGCCUGCGUCUGAAGCAGCCAUUUGUGCGGGGCCUGGCCCCCUUUGCCCCCGUCACCCUCGAGCGCUCUCUGGACUUGUCCACGGACCCAGAUCUUGCCGCUGAGAAGAUCAACACGUUCAUGCAGGCAGUGACAGGGUGGAAAAUGAACAGACCCCUGUCAGGACUCAGCCCGGAUAGCACCCUACUUUUCAACACCUAUGUCCACUUCCAAGGAAAGCUGAAGGGGUUCUCCUUGCUGGAGGGGCUCCAGGACUUCUGGGUGGACAACACCACAGCAGUGUCUGUCCCCAUGCUCUCGGGCACCGGAACCUUCCAGCACUGGAGCGACACCCGGAACAACGUCUCCAUGACCCGCGUGCCCCUUGGCAGGAGCGCCUCCCUGUUGCUGCUGCAGCCGCACUGCAUAGCGGACCUGCAGCGGGUGGAGGCCCUCAGCUUCCAGCACGACUUCCUCACGUGGCUGAAGGACCUCACUCCCCGGGCCAUGCGCCUGACCCUGCCCCAGCUGACACUGCAAGGCUCCUAUGACGUGCAGGACCUGCUUGCCCAGGCCAGGCUGCCCACCCUGCUGGGGGCUGAGGCGAACCUGGGCAAAAUCAGCGAUGACCAGCUCAGAGUCGGAAAGGUGCUGAACAGCGUUCUUUUCGAACUAAAAGCAGACGAGAGAGAAGAGCCCACAGAGGCCACCCAGCAGCCUGACGGGCCCGAGGCCUUGGAGGUGACACUGAACACCCCGUUCCUGUUUGCCAUUUAUGAGCAAGACUCCACCGCCCUCCACUUCCUGGGCCGUGUGGCCAACCCGCUGAGUGCGGCGUGAGGCCUGGGCCACCAUGGAGCCGUGGCUGUCACCUUGAGCGAGGGCAGCGCCAAUUUUGUCACCCAUCUUCCGCUUUUCCUUCCACGGAGUCAGGGUGGGGCUGGAAGGAGGCCGUUUCUCCCUGGUCAACGUGGUGCUGUAUAUACUGAGCAGCGGAAACUGUGGGCAAAAGGCCUCUUGGGUUCUUAGAUUUAUCUUGGGCCCCGUUGUGUGGGGUAGAGUGUGGGGGCUCCAAGAACCAGAGUUUAUUAGCACAGGAUGGCUGUUCAGGAAAAGUUUGAACCGACCAACUGGUUGGUGAAAUCAACAAUGGUCUUCCUUUUCACCAGAGAACAGAAAUUGGAUUUUAAAAUGAUACAGUUUCCAUGGCCCUGGGUUUAUAUCCGGUUACAGAAUAUGAGCACACAACCCGCAUACGGUUUCCACGAUGCCUUUGUUUUCUUGUUGGUUUCUUAGUUUUCUUUCCCAGGACACUGUGCUCUCUGAAGAACACAAGCGUCUGAAUUUGUGUUAGAAUCUUAAUACCAUGGCUGAUUAUCCCUUGUGUUAUUAAUAAAUGUCUUGCAACAAUA
Hyaena hyaena (striped hyena) is the source of this 2083-nucleotide messenger RNA. It is a transcript of the gene AGT, whose product is annotated as angiotensinogen. Gene Ontology annotation, biological process: regulation of systemic arterial blood pressure by renin-angiotensin. Gene Ontology annotation, molecular function: serine-type endopeptidase inhibitor activity. The coding region runs from base 78 to 1511 and encodes 477 amino acids. The transcript is spliced from 5 exons. The record is from RefSeq and is a predicted model, not a curated record. Lineage: Eukaryota; Metazoa; Chordata; Mammalia; Carnivora; Hyaenidae.